CAUAAUGUUACAGAGGUAACUUUUACUGACACUUGCCAAUUGGGAGAGUUGGCAACUCCCCUCACCAAGGACACGCCCUGUCCGUCCUAACUCCCGCACUCAACUCUUCCACGCCUGCUGUCUAUCUCCAAAGGACGUGCAGCCACAGGGUACAUCAGUACUUGACCCGCAUUAGGAGAGAAUAUGGCGAUGCUAAAACUGGACGUGCACAACCAUAUCCUGCCUGAAUCUUGGCCUGACCUGAAGCAGCGGUAUGGUUACGGCGGCUUCAUCCAGCUGGACCACGCCUCCUGCAAGACGCCCGGCAAGGCCAACAUGAUGAAGGACGGCCAGCUGUUCAGAGUGGUGGAUGAGAAUUGCUGGAGUGCCGAGGCCAGACUGAAGGACAUGAACCAGACCGGGGUGACGGUGCAGGCGCUCUCCACCGUCCCCGUCAUGUUCAGCUACUGGGCCAAGCCGGAGGAUACACUCGACCUCAGCAGACUGCUGAAUGACGACCUAGCAGGCGUGGUCAGCCGCCACCCCCGCAGGUUCGUGGGUCUGGGCACCGUCCCCGCUCAGGCACCCGAGCUAUCUGUGGAGGAACUGAAGCGUCUCAAGGCUGACCUUCGUUUUCCUGGAAUCCAGAUAGGGUCCCACGUCAAUGACUGGAACCUGGACGCCAAAGAGCUGCACCCCGUGUGGAAGACAUGCGAAGACCUCGGUGUGGCGGUAUUCGUGCACCCGUGGGACAUGCAGAUGGGAGGCCGCAACAGCAAGUACUGGCUUCCCUGGCUGGUGGGGAUGCCCGCCGAGACAGCCACAGCCAUUUGCACCCUGCUGAUGGGCAACGUGCUGGAGCAGUUUCCCAGACUGAAGAUAUGCUUUGCCCACGGCGGAGGGUCCUUCCCAUAUACUGUGGGCCGCAUCCAGCACGGGUACAACGUGCGGCCCGACCUGUGUGCCACGGCCUGCAGCACCCCACCCCGCUCCUACCUCGGCAAGUUCUGGUGUGACAGCCUCGUGCACGAUCCAGACGCGCUCAAACUCUUGCUCAAGGUGAUGGGCGAGGACCGAGUGGUGCUGGGUUCAGACUACCCCUUCCCCUUAGGAGAGCACCUCCCAGGCAGCCUCAUCCAGAGCUCGGACCUUCCUGACGACACCAAGAAAAAUCUCCUCUUCCACAACGCGUUAGACUUCCUCGGUCUUGAAGCGUCGCGGUUUGAGUAGCCUGUAGUGCAAUAACCUUGAACAUUUCAAAUCUGGGAAGCUUCCAGUGAUAUAGUUACCAACAGACGUAAUUCUGUUACACAUGCCAGAUGCUAUUUGCUGUGUGUGUGUGUGUGUGUGUGUGUGUGCACCUGUGAGAUUUUCUUUACGCUUUUAUGCUUCGGUAAAGAUUUACUGUUAUCUUACAUCCUACACUACGUACAGAUGUGGAGCGUGUGGAGGCUAGCACGAGCUUAAGUGUAAUUUACCAAAUAAAAGUUUUACUUUUCCGUU
Messenger RNA from Scylla paramamosain (green mud crab), 1482 nucleotides. Its product is annotated as 2-amino-3-carboxymuconate-6-semialdehyde decarboxylase-like. Gene Ontology annotation, cellular component: cytosol; cytoplasm. Gene Ontology annotation, biological process: secondary metabolic process. The record is from RefSeq and is a predicted model, not a curated record. Gene Ontology annotation, molecular function: hydrolase activity; carboxy-lyase activity. Lineage: Eukaryota; Metazoa; Arthropoda; Malacostraca; Decapoda; Portunidae. The transcript is spliced from 7 exons. The coding region runs from base 184 to 1209 and encodes 341 amino acids.